GUUAGCUUUUGUCUGUACUUGCCUCUUUUGCAAUGAAUUUCAGCCAUCUAGUGUUCAAAAAGCCAACGUCGUGUUACAUGCAAUGACGCCGCCUUGUGGUCCGCUAGCCCAGCUGCAGUUUGAUUGAACGCAAUCAGAUAUUCUGCAUGUGACAUGGAGCCAAGAAACUAUAAAAGCGGAGAUGUGGUUUGGGUAAUGGCAAGCAAGAGACUCGGUUGGUGGCCUGGCCGUGUCGAAAACGUGGACGAAUUGCGCCAGGAUCUAGUAGGAGAUGUAACAGAUAAAACCAUUGCUGUUGUAAAAUACCUGAAUGAAGACAGUUACCAGUUUGUAGAAGAUGAAUCCAUCAUUUGUGCCUAUGACUCAGACCAGAAAGAGGAGUACAUAUCCAUUGGAAUGAAGAAAUAUUUUGAGAAAAAACGACUAAAUGAAACAAGCAGUCCUUUCAUGAAAUUUGCUGACAGUAUCAGACAAGCUGAGAAAUUAACUGGUGGCAAUCCAGAUAUGGUAGAUGAUGAAAAAUUUCAACCCAAAAAAUCUGUACCUGCACAGUCUAAGUACAAAAACAUUUUCGUUGACCCACGCGUAAAGGAAGCGAAAACAAAAUCUCCCGUUAAGGGAACAACUCCACGUCGCCCUGGCCGCCCAACUGCCAACGAAGCUAUUACACCUAAAGUCAAUCAUCCUCGCUUUCAGGGUCAGUCAGACCACGAAGUCAGAAUUAGGAGGCAAGAAAAGUCACCUCUUGCAGGAAGCCCAGGAGUGGGAGAAUACAAGUGUGACAGCUGUACAUUUCAGACUUUCCGCUUAAACCUGAUGGUCCUCCAUAAGAAAUCUGAACAUUUGAGCAACUCAAGCUCUGCCAACACUAUCACCACCAAGCAGAAAACUGCUCAAAAAAGACCGAGUUCCCCAACAAAAAAAACCGUUAGCAAACGAAGUAAAAUCACCGCAGAACCCGACGGUGACCUUUUCGACCAAGUUAAGCGAAACCUGGAAUCCAAAGAGAUCGACAGCAAAACUUCUUCUCAGUCAAGGGCGUCUACAAAAACCCAGGCGUCGCCAAAAACAGCCAAAACGCCGAAAACAGCCAAGAUUCCUAAAACACCACGUACACCUCGGUCGGGCAAAGCUUCAGCCACUGCAUCAUCGGCAAAGAGUCCAACAGCUAAACCAAGCGAAAGUAAGACACAGUUUAAUCCGAAAAAGAAAUGGCUAAAAUCCCUCCAAAAAGAAGCCAAUCCCGAAGUUAAAAACAAAUUAAUGGCCGACUGGGAUGAAGACGAUGAAGAAGAGAAGCAACAACAGAACAAACAGACGGAAAUACCUUUACAUACAGAAAAGGCUAAAGAGAUUGAAGCCGAAAGUGAUUCGGACAGCGACCUUCGGCCAUGCAAGUCUGGCCUUCUUCACCAGAGAAGCGAUGACGAAGAAGAUGAAGAUGAUGCAAUGGAAACCGAGCCGCUGAAUGUCAAAAGUCCUGACAAAUUCAACGAAGACGAUGGUGAGGCUUCCAACACAGAAGAGUCGUUAAUAGCUGGCAUCAGCGCUGAAAUCGAAAAACUUAAUGCAGAUCUAGAUGCCACAAAUCGUGAGGCAAGAAGUUCAACUUUAAAUGGCGAUUCAAAAUCUACCGACAGUCUAUCCCCGAUAAAAGAAACGAUGACAGCCAGCGUAAACGGCGUUGAACCAUCAUCACCUGAUACUCCUCCAAAAGGCGAAGAGGAGAUAAAGCAAGACGUUGCAUCUCUUCUAGCCGAAACAAGUGUACCUACCAUCCCAGACAUUGCCGAGCUUAGUAAAGCAAUUGAAAUCGACAAGAACAAGAUCAGUUCAACCCCAUCAGAGGUCGAAGAAGAUAUGGAUCAAGGCGUUGUAAACGAUGAGCCAGAGAAAGUCGAACUGGAUCAGCCAAUGGACGAGGAGGAAAUCAAUCAAGUGGUUGAGAACGAGGUCGAGGACGCCAAUCCACAUCCUUCUUUGGCAGAAGAGGAAAUGGAUCGAGCUGUUGAGGGUGAGGUCGAAAAGGCCAAUCCAGAACAGGUAGUUGAAAAAGAAGAAGCAUGUCAGUUAGAAGACGGCAACGCCACACCUAUUGAAAAUCUGGAACCUCCAGUUAAUGCACAUGAAAUGAAUCAAAAAAUAGAAAUAGAGCAAAACGUGGAGAUCGACUGUGAAACAUCGGCAGUCGAAAAGGAGGAAACAGUAACCUUUCCGGAAGAUGUGAACGAAAAUGAACUAAAGAACGGAGUGGAAAAUAAAGUCGAGGAUAGAUUCGAAACUGUACCGGAGGAGAACGUCGAAACAGUACCAGAUGACAGAGUCGAAACUGUACCGGAGGAGAACGUCGAAACAGUACCAGAUGACAGAGUCGAAACUCUAGCAGAGGACAGAAUUGAAAGCAUACUAGAGAAUAGAGCUGAAACUGUACCAGAGGAUAAAAUCGAAAAUGUGCCAGAGGACACAAUCGAAAAUGUGCCAGAGGACAGAAUCGAAAUGGUAUCGGAGGAUAGAUUCGAAAAUGUAACGGAAAAGACAGUCGAAGUUAUAGCUGAGAAUGGAAUCGAAGCUGUGGCCGAAAAUGGUGUCGUCAUUGUAACCGAAGAUACAGCCGAAGCCGUAGCCCUAACAUCUCAGAAUGGAGAGGCAACCGAAGUCGUAACAACCAACGGUGGCAGCAACAUUCUAAUGCAGAUGGAAGGUGGGGAGACCUACAUGGUGGUUUGGGAGCCUGGCAGCAACAUGCAAGACUUUUUGGCGUGCGGGGGCGAAGGAGAGGAUGGUAGCCCCGGUGCCACCCAAACGUUGCUUAUCGAUCCGUCCUCCCUACAAGCCGGCAGUGACUUAGAAAACUUAUUUCAAAUGGCAGUCGCCGCCUCUGCCGCAUCCCAACCUCAACAGAACGAGCAGUCAAAUUCAACAAUGCCAAUCUCUCCAAAAGGUGGUAGGAGAUCAUCCAAAAGUACACCCAAAGGCACACCCAUCAAGGGUUGCAAACCCAAGCUAAAACCAAUCGAAGAAUUGCUGAACAAACAUGGAGACGCGGUUGGGAAAGAACUAAAACCGAAUACAGUGGUAUGGUCGGUUGCAAGCUCUAGCCUGUUCUUACCGGGGGCCGUGAUCGAGUCGUCGGAUCCCGACACCUUGACCCUCGUUGCAUUCAACGUUGAGGUCCCCAAUAAUCAUCGCAAAUACCGGCGCAAUCGAGUGAUUUCAGCCUUUCACCAUCAACUCAACCUUGAACUUCUGACAUUCGGCAGGAACAAAAAUAAGGUAGCCGUCGGCAAAAAACUCGACUUAUAUUACGAUCACGCUUGGAGCUUUGUUGAAUUGCGCAGUAAACCGAAUUUUGCUGAACUCACUGUCCGACAAUAUCUAACAUCCUGCAAUCGAUCUCCCGUGAAUCUGUUUUCUGAACGUUAUUUAACGUCGUGCCCAUUGGAUGAGAUUCUGGAUCUUCCCGAGCCAUUGGACAACUCUGACUCAUCAGAAGAGGCGGUUUUAGAUGCGAGUGAGUCAGAAAAGGGACGACAAAUUGUGGACAUCAUGUUGGAACAACACGUCUUGACAGACUCUUGCCUCCAGCAUUUAGCGGAUUUUGUUACAUCGCCUUCAGAAGAACAAGCCUUUAGAGUAAACCUGUACAAGUCGCAGAAUUGGCAGCGGUUGACGCAGUCCGCUACUACGUCUGGCAUUCUGGGAAACUCACGCGAGUUGUACAGCAAGCUGGCAAAUUUCCUUACUGAAAACGUUCAUCGCGUUCAAGAACUACAGGAAGGAAAGGAUCAUAAACGAGCUUUUACUCUAGAUUUGCUACUGCCAGAGGCCUUGAUUUAUGGUGUCCAGAAAACAUUCCCUGUCACAUAUCAAGAAGCCAUGAAAAUUUUAGUUUUUGGUAUAAAAGAUCAUGAUAAAUAUCAUGAUACAACCACUUAAAGACAGAUCUACAGAUUUGCAUGAAAUUUUGGUAACAUACAUUCAUCUUUAAUAUCUUGACUGUAUCACUGUCUGAAGUCUUAUCUAUUUAAGUGCCUAUACAUGGUAAUUUGCAUAACAAUACAUUUUCAAUGAUGAUGGG
Molecule: messenger RNA, 4078 nt
Organism: Daphnia magna
Lineage: Eukaryota; Metazoa; Arthropoda; Branchiopoda; Diplostraca; Daphniidae
Exons: 12
Coding region: 154-3936 (1260 amino acids)
Source: RefSeq, a predicted model, not a curated record